GGGCUUAGAAUUUGGAAACCAAAAUCUAAGCGGUAAUGCGUGCCAAUGAAUUAGUUAGCUCCACGUCCAUCGUGGAAAACUUGGAAACCUUCCGUCGUCAUUAGCCUUUUAGUAGCUACUCGGUUUUGCUACUAGCAGCGAUUUCAUAGAUAACACGUUAGGUUAGGUUAGAAUAAUCAUGAUAAAAAAUUCGAGUAAAAAAAACAAAACGAUUAACUCAAAUGUGGAUGUGAAUAUUCCAUCAACAGAAGAAGAAAUAUUUUUGAUGUCCGAUUUAUUUCUUGUUGUAGUUACCUAUAACUAUUCUAAGAAAAAUAAUCCUCUGUUUUCAUUUCAUAAUUCUUCUGCAAUCAUUUCCAGUUUCAUUUUUAUAUUUUUGCCAAUAUAUUGAAAGAAGUUUUGGAAGCCCUCAUUUUAAAAUUACCGAAAAGUGUACACGCACCACUUUGGCAAUGAUAACUCUAACAAUCAUAUAACAAGAAACCAUUGGUCCGAAAUUAUAUUUAUUCUAAAAAUGAUCAAAUAUACCAGUAAGAAUCCAAUUGUAGUAAAUAUAUUUUUGUUCCAGAUGGUCGUAAAAUUCAAUUAACUCAACAUAUGUUAGAAGAUAGAAGAAAUCGCUUAGUUAAAAAUUUAUAGACUUCACCUACAAAAAUGACUGAAGAUAAUCUAUUGGAGAAUCACAGAAUGUUAUCAAAAAUCAGUAACAAUAAUUGCCCAACAAAUGAAAUACCAGAUGAGCAGUCCACUUUAUCCCAAGAGUGCAAUGGUAGGCACAGAGAUGAAGAAAUUGAAAUGGAGUGUGGUCUUGGACCUUGUGCACCAAAUUGGCUACAAAAGUUUGCGUCGAAACAAUCGUUUUUAAUAGUUUUUUGUUUAGCUUGGGUUCUUCAAGGAAUGUACCACACUUAUUUUGUUAGCGCUAUAACUACCAUCGAAAAACUUUUUCAAAUUCAAUCAAAAAUAACAGGAAUUAUUAUGAGUGCGACGGAAAUAGGACAAAUUGGUUCUUCUUUAUUAUUAACUUAUUACGGAGGGCAGGGGCAUAGGCCCAAAUGGAUAGCUUGGGGUAUGAUAUUAUUCGCUAUGUCUUCUUUAACUUGUUCACUUCCACAUUUUAUUUAUGGACGACAUUUAAUAAACGCGAACGAAUUAACAGGAGUUUUUAAGGAUCCAAAUAUAUGCAAAGUAAAAUCCAACACAUCAUUUCUAUUAGAUUAUGCAAAUCUUAGUUUUGCUAGUAAUUUGAGUACGAGUACCCUGGAAAAUUGUCAAAAUGAAGCAGUUACUUCAAGUUUUCGCUUAGCACCAUCGGUGACCAAUAUCGUAUUAGCAAUAUUUUUUAUUAGUUUACUCGGAGUUGGUAUGGGCCAAACAGCUGUAUAUACAUUAGGGAUUCCUUAUAUAGAUGAUAAUGUGGCCAGUAAAGAAUCGCCAUUGUAUUUUGCCAUAACAAUUGGAGUUAGGAUAUUAGGCCCAGCUUUAGGUUUUAUUGUUGGAUCUCUGUGUACAAGUGUGUACGCAGAUUUAUCUGUAAAACCUCAAUUCAAAACGUCAGAUCCAAGAUGGGUCGGCGCUUGGUGGCUAGGUUUGGUUCUUAUAUCCUUCUUGUUAAUGAUAGCAUCAUUUGCGAUGUUUGCAUUUCCUAAAAGACUGACAGGAUCAAAACAACCUGUAAUGAACCCACAAAGUCCUGAUCAAAAACAGCCUACUAUAAAAGAUUUUCCGAAAACGGUAAAGAGGCUAUUAAAAAAUGAUAUUCUUAUGUAUAGAACAGCUAGCAGUGUAUUACAUAUUUUACCAAUUGCUGGACUCUACACAUUUUUACCCAAGUACCUGGAAACACAAUUUAGACUACCUACACCGUCAGCAAACAUGAUUUCAGGUGUCGGUGGAAUUCUUGUAAUGGGAUUAGGAAUCAUAAUAAGUGGAGUAUUUAUUUUAAGAAUGAAACCCAACGCUAGAUUUGUGGCUGCUUGGAUUGCAUCUACGGCAGUUCUUUAUGCAUUAGGGAUGGGAUUACUUAUGUUUAUUGGAUGUCCAAUGAAUGACUUAGCAGGAUUAAUGAAUCACGGAUUUGAUACGAAACAGUUAAAUUGCAAUUCAUCUUAUUGUGAUUGCGACAAAGAUAAGUUCACUCCAAUUUGUGGACAAGACGGAAAAACUUACCUCUCACCCUGUCAUGCAGGAUGUUUAAAUUAUACAGAAAAUGAAGGACAAAUUUCACAGUAUUCAGACUGCAUGUGUUUGAAUAUGACUCUUGCAAAUAUUACUAUUAAUGAGAACCACUUAUAUGGUAACGCUACAAUAGGAUACUGUGAUCAGGAUUGUGAUAGUUUCAUUUUAUAUAUUAUUUUAUUUUCCAUAUUUGUUUUCAUUCAUUCCACUGGAGAAGUGGGGUCUAUGCUGCUUAUCUUAAGAUGUGUAGAUCCUAGAGACAAAGCGAUGGCAUUGGGUCUAAUACAGUUUGCAAUAGGAUUAUUUGGAAAUGUACCUUGCCCUAUUGUCUAUGGAGCUGUGGUAGACUCUGCUUGUUUGGUGUGGAAAACGGCGUGUGGUGAAAAAGGAGCUUGUGGCCUAUAUGAUUCUGAUGUAUUCAGGAUGUUUUACCACGGUACAACAGGUUUCAUACUAUUGUGUGCAUUUGUGGUUGAUGUAAUAGUAUGGUAUAAAGCUGGUAAAAUCAAUUUUGUGGACGAACAGGCGGUCUUUGAAGAGGAAUUACAUUCUAUGACUGGAAAGAUGAAAAAUGAACCGGAAUGACAAAUGCCUAUGUUGGCCUUUUCGCCAGUAAGUCAAGCUUAGUUUUUAUGGCUAUACCAUCACAAUCAAGACCUUGUCAAAUGUGUAGAUGUGAAAAAGCAGACUUCAUUAUAAAUUGUGCUAAUUCUAAAUUAUCUAUAACAUAUAUCGAAAUGUUUUUUCGGUUAAAUUAUUUAUUUCAGAGAAACAAAAUUAGUAAGAGAUUGGAGAUAUGUUGAAAUACAUAUAAUUAGUUGUGAAUAUUUAUAUAGUAUGAAAAUAAUGAGUAAUUUAAAGAUAAGAUAAAGAAAGAUAAAUUUUGACGUCAAAAUUUAUCUUUCUUUUAAAAACUAUAAAAAAAAAACAAUUUUAAAACAGAAGAGACCUAAAAUCAAGAACACACACACACACACACACACACACACACAUAUUAUAUUGGGAACGUGGCAAGAAAACACCAAUGUGGACUAACUUCAAUAUAUUUUCCGAGCUUUCGAAUACUUAUGUAUCCAUCGUCUUGGACCGAAAUUAUGGUCAAAUACAAUAUAAGAAUUAUUUCUUGUAUUGUAUAACAUAUGUAUAAAAGCAUACAACAAUGAAAAUUACUUGAGGAUUGUGAUGUGUGAUUUUUUUUUUAAUUUAACAAAACUAAAAUUUAUGAGCUUAAAAAAUCAAUAUCCAAAUUUACACGUGACAUAAAUAUGAAAUUAUUGAAUCCUUUUACUAUUCAAAUUGUUGUGAGUUUUUAUUAGUUGGAUUAUGAAUGACAAUACAUUUUUAUGGGUUAGAUUAGGUUACAUCGUUUCAGAUGAAGAUGGUUGUUUAUUGGUUAAUUAUGAACGACAUUAAUUUUUUAUCGGUUAUCUCAGGUUAUUUGGUGACUGAUGUAGUUGAUUUUUUUAUUGAAAUUGAUUUUUCAAAAUCAUGACGACAUGUCAUUCAUAAUCAAAUCAAUAAAAAUCCACAAAACAAUUUGAAAAGCAACCAAAUUCGAUACAUUAUAUUUAUGUCACCUAUGUGAAUAUUGAUUUUUGAAAUAUGCGAAUAUGAUAGUUUUAUUUAAAGAAAAAUUUAUUCAAUACGCCAUUAUCCGUAAUUGAUUAAUGUAAAUUUCAGUCCCCAAUGAUGAAUCCAUAAGUAUUCGAAAGUUCGGGAUAUAUAUUGAAAAGAGUUCACGUUGGUGUUUGACUCUAACUCUAACAAAGAAUACGUUCACGGUUGCAUACGAAGGACAUUGAUCACCAAGGGUAUUAAGCAUAUCUUCGUAAAUCUGCUUACCUCUUAACCCUUUUAAAUACAGGUACUUGAUGAUGACUCCAAUUUUUCGAUUUUUACAAUAUCGGUGGACAUCUUUUUUCUUUCAAUUUAUUGCGUAACUCUGGUUUACUUUUUUGAUGCCCAACUUCACACCGACUCUUCUAAUAAGUUAUUGUUCAUAGCUAUGGUAACGCAAUAUUUUUUUUAUGCAUUGAACUGGUCUAGGCUAACUAGAUAUCAAUACAUCCUUGUAUAUAUACAUUUAUUUUUCAAAUAAAUGAGUUGGUUGUUGAAAUGAUGAGAUUUAUUUAUUACUAAACCAGACAUAAAUAAUAUAGAUAUUUUCUAGAUAAUUUUCACAUAUUAUCUUCAACCAAAUAUUUCUGUAAUAUUCAAGAUCUCUCAUUAGAAAUACUUUCGCAUUUUAGUUCCACUUUCAAUUGUUCCAAAUUCCAAUCCACGAAAAAUAGUCAGGUUUUACGCCCAUAAUUUAUUUCGAUACUUGUGAUUGUGUUGAACUUCAGUUGCAUUUGGAUAUAAGUUUGGAAGCACCAUAAAAUUGGAUAAAACAAACCUUGUAUUUAUGAAUUGCCGUGAAUUUAAAAAGAAUAUUGAAUGAACAUUCUAAUUUAAUAUGAAAAUGAAAUAUCCGCUUUCUUUAUUCAAUUUUUGAAAAGCAUCUUUUUCUAGCUUGUUCCCUCACUCACUAAUAAUUGCCACAAUUGUUUUUAUUUCGAAAUAGGUCCAUUUUUUGCUCUGGUAACUUCAUCCUAAAUAAUUAAAUUAGAGAGGUCAAACAAAAUGAAGUGUUCAUUCAUUUAAAACAUUUCAAUUUAUAGCUGUUUUAAUUUAUCAGUUUCAUUUUGAAAUUGUGAAGAUAAAGAUUUGAAUAAUGACGUCGGAAACAGCCACAACCUCUAAUGUAUAAAAUAACAUAAUAAUAUACAUAUAUGUCUGUUCUUUAAAAAUAACAAGACAAUGAAUUUGAAAAAUGAGAAAGCUUACAGGAGGUUAUCAGGAGGACAUUUUCUAUCUAGGGUCACGUUUGGAUAUUUUUAAAAAUUUCCAAAAUAAUUUACAGUUAAGAUAACAUAUAAUCCGCUACAUUAAUAAAACUUAAACGUGACCGAAUAGGGAUCCAAAUUCAGCUGAAUUAAACCUAACUUCCUUGUUACUAACGAAUAAUUAUUUAGAUUAUAAUUUAAUCACUUCCAAUUACGUAAAGUAAAAAAAAAUUGAAAUCAGUGAAUAUAGUUAUAACCAGACAAAAUUUUUUUUAUGCAGUAAUUAUAGCCCUUAAAAAAAUCCUAUGAUUUCAGACAAGAUAAUUUAGAUGUAAUGCUUUCAAGACUGUUUAUUUUUAUCUAUUAAAUGAAUGAUAUUCACAAAAGAAAAACUGAAACAAAAGUCGAGGUAUAUCAGAAAAGUAACUUCUUACUAGACUAGCGAAAUUUUCGUCAAAAUUCUGUAUACGACUACCAUGCAAUGAAAUACUAUUAAAUAUGCAAUCAAAAAAUAUUCAGUUCAGCUACCGAUAAAUAAAUUAACAGUGUCUAUUUAAAACAAUUGUUUCUGAAGAUUGGUUGACGAAACUCAAACUACGGGCGUAUCAUUAUAGAGUAUUUCAUUUCUUCUCCUGAAGGAACCGCUAAUAAUAGCUCUUAAAACGUCAGAAUGACGCGGUUUCAAUGCAGAAGUUCAUCUUACAUUUGAUACAUAAUUUCCAAGUUAAUUUGUGUUACAUUCAUUCCACACUACUGUAAUGCUAUAAAUUUAUUGAAUAAGUUUACUGAUUAAUAAAAGUUUCGGUUUUGAUGAAACUAGUAAAAGGGGUCGAUAUUCUAAGUAACUUGAUAAAAAAUCAUUUAUAAAUAAAAAUAAGUUCGUUGAUCUUUAUUAAGCAAAUUAAUAUUUAUUAAACGGUUGUUUCAAUAGCUUUUACACGAAUAGGAUGGUAUCUUAUCUAUUUUACCCAUUGUUACAUAAUAUAAAAUAUUUACUAAGAAAUUAAAUUUACAAUCUCUAUGGUAUCAUAAGCUUUAUCAUAAAUAGACUGAUAAUAAGAAAAAUUUCGUAUAAAAUCCAAAUGUUAUUUAUAAUAUACACAAAUUUCUAUUUUGUCGUAAAUCCUAUUAGACCAGAACAGAAGAAAAAAAUGUAGAUUAACUUGACCAUAACUUC
Messenger RNA from Diorhabda sublineata, 6180 nucleotides. RefSeq names its product solute carrier organic anion transporter family member 74D (gene Oatp74D). The transcript is spliced from 8 exons. Gene Ontology annotation, biological process: transmembrane transport; sodium-independent organic anion transport. The record is from RefSeq and is a predicted model, not a curated record. NCBI's taxonomy places the organism in Eukaryota, Metazoa, Arthropoda, Insecta, Coleoptera, Chrysomelidae. Bases 655 to 2763 code for a protein of 702 amino acids. Gene Ontology annotation, cellular component: membrane. Gene Ontology annotation, molecular function: protein binding.